AUGAUUAGUGAACGAAAACAAAAAUUAUUGAAUGAUAAAUGGAGUAGAUAUGCUGUCGAUAGUAGUUUAUGGAAUGAUGAAAAUGCUCCAGUCGUAAAGGUAAAAACUCUACACCUAGAAAACCUGACUGAUUCUGAACUUCAAGGGAUUCUAUCCGAUCGGAUGAUUGAAACAUAUUCAACAUUCCUAUCAACAACGCCUGAUACUGAUCGUUAUACCUUAACGAAAUGUGAAUUAAGAAAUUUGAAUUUAGUUGACAUUUCUAUUCUGGAAAAUUAUCACUAUUGCCAAUAUUUGGAUUUAGCACAUAAUAAUGUAAAAGACUUAUCAAUAUUAAAUAAAACUCCAUACCUUUUAUAUCUGAAUGCAUCUCAUAAUAAAAUAACGAAUGUUUCAAAAUUUAAUCCACCCUGGUAUUUAACAUAUCUUAAUUUAUCACACAAUAAUAUCAAAUCAUUGAGAGAUUUUCAAGAAUUUUGGAGCAUUGUACGAUUGGAUCUUUCUCAUAAUUCCAUCGAAAAAAUUUGUGGAUUACAAAAUCUCAAGCAUUUGAGAUAUCUAAAUUUAUCUUACAAUGUCAUUGAAAUAGUUGAAAACUUGGAUGAUUUAAAUAUUCAAGAACUAAAUUUGGAAUACAACUAUAUUAAAAAAUUUACAUCAAUGGGUUUAAACGAUGAUACAAAAAUUUUUAAAAAUCUACGAACAUUAUUAAUUAGUCAUAAUAGAAUAUCAUCUUUAAAGUUUUUUCACAACAUUCAUAGUUUACGUCUGGUUGAUUUAAAGCAUAAUAAAAUAUCUGAUUUAAUGGAAUUAUCUCAUUUAAGUGGUUCAGUUUAUCAAGUUGAUUUAAGAGGUAAUGGAUGUACCAAAUGGCCAAAUUAUAAAGAAGUGGUUUUAUUUUGCAUGCCAAAUGUUUUAUUUGUUGAUGGAGCAGAAAUAACUGCAGCAGAAAGAGUAUCUGCAGCUACUACUUUCGAUCCACCAAUAAAUCUCCUUGCAUCUCGUGGUCUUACUAAAUUAAUAUUAUUAGAACAAUUAAAUGCACCCAGGAUUGAUAACAGUAUCAUUCCAUACGAUGAAGUUAGCCCACCACUAAUAAUACUUAGUGGACCAUCAGCUGUUAAAAAAUUGACCCUGGCUCUCCAUAUUGCUGAAAAAAUUUCCAAAAAAGUACAAUAUUGUAAAAGUCACACGACGAGAGAAUUUUCUUCAAGCAAUGAAGAUAGUAAAGGCUAUCAUUUUGUGGAAAGAGAAGAAUUCAAUGAGAUGGCUAGAAAUGGUGAAUUUUUAACUGUUGAAGAAUUUGUUGGUGAUAGUUAUGGAUUUCAUAGUAAUGAAAUAGCUGGAUUGAGAAGAGAGUGGAAAAUCGGCAUUACUCAACUGGACUUAUUAGCUUCAAUUCAAAUGAAAACUCGAUAUCCUAAUUCUAAAAUUAUUCUUGUUUUAACAAAAGAUGAAACAAUUCAUCAGCAAUGGAUAGAAGAAAAAUUUCGAAUUUUUACCUGGAUCAAGGAUAGUGUAGAGAAUUUGUGGGCGUUGACAAUUGGAAAUCGUCAAAGUGAAAAUCAUCUCAAAAUAAUGUCGAGUAAAUUGAAUCUCAUUACAGGAAUAAUUGAUGAUAUUAUUAAUAAUAUCAAUGUUGAUAAUAAUGAUAUGGGAGUUACAACAAAUAUAAGUCUCCCAAGUCAUAUCAUGUCACCAAAGAUAUUAAAAAAACGCCGAGAACUGGCAGAAGAGAAACGUCACAUAAAAUUUGUUGAAGAUGAAGCAUAUAAUGAUAUACCUAGAAAUUCAUCAGUUAAUAUUUCAGAAACAUCCUCUGAUUUAAAAGUAAUUUUAGAUGAACAAAUGAACGUUAUGGUUGAUGAUGAAAUUAUGAAACGUAAAAGAAAACGUGCCAAAAUGUUGAAACGUCGAGCUGCUCAAAAAUUGAACAGCCUUAAUAUUGUUGAAGAUGAAGAAUCAACAUCUAGUGAAGACUCCUUACACGAAUCAUUCCAGCGACAUGCAAUGAUGGACGAUCCCAAAUCAUUAAUGAAUAAUUAUGUGAAAAGUAUUUUAAAAUCAAGACAAGUGUAUAUUGAUCAACAUUUAAAUAAUCCAGGAUUUUAUUCACUCGUGGUAAAGACUGAGAAUUUAGUAGAAAAUAUUGUAAUCUUCUUCUAUAAUUUAAAAAUUUUUUAGUUAUAUACAGAUGAUUUUGGAAAUGCUUCGAAACCAUUAAUUAAAUAUAUUCGUGACCUGUACAUUAAUUUUUCUGCACAUA
This is a messenger RNA of Chelonus insularis, 2266 nucleotides long. Its product is annotated as leucine-rich repeat and guanylate kinase domain-containing protein-like. The record is from RefSeq and is a predicted model, not a curated record. Lineage: Eukaryota; Metazoa; Arthropoda; Insecta; Hymenoptera; Braconidae. Bases 1 to 2184 code for a protein of 727 amino acids. Gene Ontology annotation, molecular function: protein binding. The transcript has 6 exons.